AUGAAGCGGGGCCGACGAGUCUGUGCAUUCUGCUGCAACGCGGCGCCGUUUCGAAGAAGGAGUCAGAUUGUCUACGAGGAUGCCAGGGUCUAUGCCAUGUUGGACCAGAACCCGCGGGCUACGAAGCACGUACUGGUGAUACCGCACGAGCACAUUGCGUCCGUGGAUGACGUGACACCGGAACACUUGGAUCUGUUGGAGCACAUGUUCACGACGGGUAAAGACGUCCUGGCACGAGAUGGCUUCACGGACGCGACAAACUGCCGAUUUGGGUUCCACCGCUACCCAUUCACUUCUGUUUCGCAUCUGCACCUGCACUGCUUGGGUCUGCCUUUCGUCCCAGCAUGGAAUUGCGUGAGGUACACCGAGUCCGUGCUUUCAUCGUUCGUUAGCGCUGAGAGUACCGUCGCCGCUCUUCGGGCGAAGCGAGAGACCAUGCGCUCCUCGGACGACUAG
Molecule: messenger RNA, 456 nt
Organism: Hyaloperonospora brassicae
Lineage: Eukaryota; Oomycota; Peronosporomycetes; Peronosporales; Peronosporaceae
Source: the annotation of a GenBank genome assembly